GACUCGACAGUCUCACUGGGUCUUGGGCUGGCCCGGCACACUCUCAUCUGCAAAAGAUCUAAACAUUGCAGAAGUACGCGAGAAACCCUGCUGAAGAGCCUCUUUAGCUGCAGCCAUGCUCACCUUUUCAACCCCAUCCCUUCUCUACCUGAGUCUCCUGCUCUUUCUGUCUUACCACUUGCCUGUUCUCUCCUGUCGGAUUGGGAACUCCAUCCAGUGUCAGUCCGCUCCCUUUGUACCAGGCCACAACCUGGUGGGGGAGGGCUUUGACGUGGUCACCCUGCAGCGUAAAGGAUCCUACAUGGUUGACGUGAAGACUUUCCUCACCUCAAAUGGCACCUGCACUCUCUGCAGCAACCCUCUUCAAGGCAACAUCCUGCAGAAACUGCCAGUCUCUGCAGUGGACUGGCGCUCAUUCAGUCGAUGCAAUGCCGACCUCUACAGCAGUGCACACACCUCUGUUAGCUCACUGAUUAACACUUACACAUCCCAGGACAGUGACAACUGGAAGGUUGGCCUAAAUGUAGAUAAGUUUGUGACUGCCGGUCUGGAGGUUGGAGGAACACGCUCCACUGCGUAUACCUUCGCUACAGAGAGGACCAGGGAGGACCGCUACUCCUUCAGCACUCACAGGGUCACCUGCAGCCAUUAUGGAUACCGUGUGUCCCUCAGACCACCCCUCAGCUCUGAGUUCAGGAUGGAUUUGGCCAGGCUGCCGAGUUUCUACAACUCCUCCACCAGAGCUCAGUACAGUGAGCUCAUACAAACCUAUGGCACACACUACAUCCGCCAGGUUUACCUAGGGGGCCGACUCAGGCGAGUCACAGCUGCACGUACCUGUUUGUCCUCACUGAAUGGGCUCUCCUCAAAAGAGGUCCACUCCUGCCUAUCACUGGGUGUUUCUGUAGGCCUGGGGAAGGUGAAAUUAUCCGCCAGCCAUCAAUCUUGCACAAAAGUCCUUCAGAACCAGGACGUUUCCACCUCUUUCAGCUCUGGACUCCACCAACACUACACAGAGGUGUUGGGAGGUACUGGUUGGUUGGGGGAGUUUUCACUUGCUCAUAAUGACUCCCUUGGCUACAGCAGUUGGCUGAAAACCUUAAGGACGCCCGAUAUUGUUUCGUACUCACUUAGACCAAUGUAUGAGCUGUUGCCAAGUGAGACACAGAAGGCAGGGAUGAAGGUGGCCAUAGAGCAAUACUUAGAAGACAACGCUGUGAAGAAGUCAACCAGAGAACCAGUAUGCAGUGGGCAAACUUUUAACGUGGCUCCUAACUGCUGCCCUCAAAAGGCCUCGAGGGGAAGACUGGUGGUGACCAUCGUCCGAGCCUGGAAUCUGAAAGGAGAUUUAACUGGCAAAACUGAAAGCUACGCUAGGAUGUGGUACGGAUCCUUCUAUCGCAGGACUCAUAUGAUCCGGUCAAAUGACCCCAGGUGGAAUGCUCAUUACGAUCUGGGCAAGGUGGACACACACUUGGGUUUGAAGAUCGAGGUCUGGGACGAGGACUUGCAACACGAUGACCUUCUGGGUUCAUGUGUGACGUACCUGAGCCAGGGGACACGCACGUUCAACUGUCCAGCCAAGAAAGGCGGCUUUCAGGUCCAGUACACUCUGACCUGCGACCCUCAUCUGACUGGAGACAGGUGUAACCGUUACAAACCAUCUUCAUAGU
Molecule: messenger RNA, 1673 nt
Organism: Etheostoma spectabile (orangethroat darter)
Lineage: Eukaryota; Metazoa; Chordata; Actinopteri; Perciformes; Percidae
Product: perforin-1-like
Biological process (GO): immunological synapse formation; T cell mediated cytotoxicity; defense response to virus
Cellular component (GO): membrane
Molecular function (GO): wide pore channel activity
Source: RefSeq, a predicted model, not a curated record